UGUGUGUGUGUAUGUGAUUGUGUGUGCGCGCGGGGAUCUGAGGGAGGGGGCGCAGACACGCUCCCUCGAAAUACACUUAACAAGUUACUGUUGCGCAAGUUUCGUGGGGGAACUUUUGAGAUGGAGCGAAGCGUGAAAGUGUGACUGGAUGAGACUGAAUCAAAAUCAGCCCAAAGGUACCAGAUGAGUGUUUACUAGAAAACGUGGGGCUCCGUGUUGGAGUGCUGCACCGAUGAUUUGAACACAGUUUGUAGGUUUCCUCCCUUCUGCAAACCUCCUGAGUUUAUCCGUCCUGAGCUGGGGAAUAAUAAACAUGACUGUGGCCAAUGAGAAGUCUGGCUCAGCAAUGCAGCAGGUGUUGGACAACCUGAAAGACCUCCCAACAGGCACAGGAGCCAAAGAUAUUGAUCUCAUCUUCCUCAGAGGCAUCAUGGAGAGCCCCAUUGUCCGUUCCCUUGCUAAGGCCCAUGAGCGUCUUGAAGAAGUUGAAUUACAAGCCGUGCGGGACGAUAACGUUCAGCUGGUCACAGAGAUCCUGGAUUCCCUUAACGAACUGCCAGGAAAAGAUCCUGCCGCUACAGAGCUCGUCAAUAUCUUGCAGGAGCCUCACUUUCAGUCUUUGAUCGAGGCUCAUGACAAAGUGGCUGCAAAGUGCUAUGAAAUGCCUCACGCUGCAGUGAACAGCCAUGUCUCGAUGACCAGUUCCCUCAUGCCAGCGGAUGCUGUCAGGAUGAUUGGCAUCCAGAAGAAAGCUGGGGAACCACUGGGGGUGACGUUCCGUGUGGAGCGGGGUGAGAUGGUGAUCGCGCGGAUCCUGCACGGCAGCUCGAUUGACAGGCAGGGCAUGCUGCACACUGGGGACAUUAUCCGCGAGGUGAGCGGUCGUGAGGUCGGCAGCAACCCCAGUGAACUCCAAGAGCUGCUGAAGGACAUCAGUGGGAGCAUCACGCUCAAGGUCCUGCCCAGCUACAGAGACACACCGGCACCCCCACAGGUUUAUCUAAAGCCGCAUUUCAACUACAACCCGACCACAGACAACUUGAUCCCCUGUAAAGAAGCGGGUUUGGCCUUCUCCAAGGGAGACAUUCUUCACGUAGUCAACAAGGAGGACCCCAACUGGUGGCAGGCACGCAAAGUGUUCGGUGAAGCCACUGGUCUCAUCCCCAGUCAGUUCUUGGAGGAGAAGAGGAAAGCUUUCGUCAGACGAGACUGGGACACUUCGGAUUCUGGGAUGCUCUGCGGAACACGAACUGCAAAGAAAAAAAAGAAAAAAAUGAUGUACCUGACUUCUAAGAAUGCUGAGUUUGACCGUUAUGAGCUGCAGAUCUAUGAGGAGGUCGCAAAAAUGCCACCGUUCCAGAGAAAGACACUUAUUCUGAUAGGAGCUCAGGGAGUUGGCAGGCGGAGCCUGAAGAACAGGCUCAUUGCUGUGAAUCCUCUGAGAUACGGCACCACGGUUCCAUUCACGUCACGACGAGCCAGAGAAGAAGAGAAAGACAAUCAGAACUACUGCUUUGUUACACGGGAAGAGAUGGAGAAGGACAUCAAGGGAAGCCGCUACCUGGAGCAUGGCGAGUAUGAUGCCAACCUUUAUGGCACCAAAAUUGACUCGAUCCACGAAGUGGUGGAUAUGGGUCGUACCUGCAUCCUAGACGUCAACCCUCAGGCCUUGAAAAUGUUAAAGACUGCUGAGUUUAUGCCAUUUGUGGUGUUUAUUGCUGCUCCUGAGCUGGACACACUAAGAGCUAUGCACACAGCUGUGGUAGAUGCUGGACUUACUACCAAACUACUCACGGAGAACGAUUUGAAGAAGACAGUAGAUGAGAGUGCCAGGAUACGCCGGGCCUAUAGUCACUACUUCGACCUGACUAUUGUUAAUGACAAUCUGGACAAGGCCUUUGACAAGCUGCAGGAAGCUGUAGAGCGAUUAUUCGUAGAGCCUCAGUGGGUUCCAGUCAGCUGGGUCUACUGAUGUAAUACCCCCCCCCCCCCCCCCUGCUGGACGGACACGGCUGUGGGAGCUGCUAAGCCUGGGACAAACAAGGACACAACCCUGUUCUGCUCACACACAGACUAAGUGUUGGACAUCAGUCCUGUGUUCAUUUGGGUUUGCACAAAGGUGCAUCAGUGUCACCUGAUCUGAAAUGCAAGAUUCCUUAAUAGCACACUAUGCAACUUAUUGGCAAAAUAUGUUUUUAAAGGAUCGUUCUCUUCAAAUGGAUUGGAAGAAAUACUGGCCAAUGUGUCAGGGUGUUUUAAAAUAAUAACAAAGGCAGUGUUUGCUAAACCCUGUUAUUUUCAAUUUACAUCAGUAUGUAAGAUGGAUGAAGUGUAUUUAUUUUUCAGAUCAGGAGGGUUUGCUCAUUGAAAAGGAUGAUACCUCAGUGUUACAGUUUACAGUGUGUAUGCCUCCAGUACUUCAUCUCAGGUCGUCCUUCAUGUAGAAUAGAGUCGUAUGUUUCUGAGAGCUGUUUCCUUGUGAAGGCUCCAUUUCUUCUCCUGUGUCUCAUUAAUGGCAAAUGUCAUGGCGAUCACUGUUUGAUGUUGUACAGGAAGAAAACGUUUUACUGCCGUGUUUACCCACUUCUCUCUUUCACUCAAGCACAACAGAAGUGGAUAAUAUUGACGGUCAUACAUCUGGAUCAUGUGCGUGACUGUUUGACCAGUGAAUACGGUGCUGUGUUUGUCUGGAAGAAAGACUUUCCACAGGACUCUUGAGCAGGGUACUGCAUUUCAGUGAACCAUCCCUUUUGAUGUGAUAUUACUAAAAAACUUAACAGUUUUUAUAAAAGUUCAUAUUUACUUAUAAAGGUUAUAUUUUACAAGACUUCAGAAAAGAUGUAUUUUCAGAUGUGAAAUAAAUGUGUUUUAUAACGA
Molecule: messenger RNA, 2877 nt
Organism: Platichthys flesus (European flounder)
Lineage: Eukaryota; Metazoa; Chordata; Actinopteri; Pleuronectiformes; Pleuronectidae
Gene: pals2a
Product: protein associated with LIN7 2, MAGUK p55 family member a
Exons: 14
Coding region: 314-1972 (552 amino acids)
Cellular component (GO): plasma membrane; cell-cell junction
Molecular function (GO): protein binding
Source: RefSeq, a predicted model, not a curated record